This is a messenger RNA of Gymnogyps californianus (California condor), 1440 nucleotides long. RefSeq names its product solute carrier family 10 member 4 (gene SLC10A4). NCBI's taxonomy places the organism in Eukaryota, Metazoa, Chordata, Aves, Accipitriformes, Cathartidae. Gene Ontology annotation, cellular component: membrane. The coding region runs from base 16 to 1128 and encodes 370 amino acids. Gene Ontology annotation, molecular function: bile acid:sodium symporter activity. The transcript is spliced from 3 exons. The record is from RefSeq and is a predicted model, not a curated record. Gene Ontology annotation, biological process: bile acid and bile salt transport.
GGGGCCGCGCAGCCCAUGGCCGGCUCCGCGCAGCCCCCGACGGCGGCGGGGGACGGCGGCCCCGACGGCGGGUCGCUGGCGGGGGGCGGCGAGGCUUUCGGGGACCGCUCCUUCAGCCAGGGCUUGAGCGUGCUGGUGGGGCUGGCGCUCUGCGUGACCAUGCUCGGGCUGGGCUGCGCCGUGGAGCUGGGGCAGCUGGGGCAGCAGCUGCGGCGGCCCGUGGGGCUGCUGCUGGCGCUGCUGGGGCAGUUCGUGGCCAUGCCGCUGCUGGCCUUCCUCCUCGCCCUCAUCUUCGCCCUGGACGAGGUGGCGGCCGUGGCUGUGCUGCUGUGCGGCUGCUGCCCCGGGGGCAACCUCUCCAACCUCAUGUCGGUGCUUGUCGACGGGGACAUGAACCUCAGCAUUAUCAUGACGGCUUCCUCCACGCUGCUGGCCCUCUUCCUGAUGCCCCUCUGCCUCUGGGUCUACAGCCGCCACUGGAUCAACACGGCCCUGGUGCAGCUGCUGCCCCUGGGGGCGGUGAGCCUGACGCUGGGCAGCACCCUGCUGCCCAUCGGCCUGGGGAUGCUCAUCCGCUACCGGCACCCCCGCGCCGCCGACCUCCUGGUUAAGAUUUCCCUGUGGUCCCUCUUGGUGACUCUGGUGAUCCUGUUCAUCCUGACUGGGACCAUGCUGGGCCCAGAUCUGAUGGCACACAUUCCUGCGUCUGUCUACGCCAUUGCAGUGCUGAUGCCUCUAGCAGGGUACGCCUUGGGAUACGGCUUGGCCACAGUCUUUAAAAUGCCCCCACACUGCAGGAGAACAGUGUCUUUGGAAACAGGGUGCCAAAACGUCCAGCUCUGCACUGCCAUCCUAAAACUCACCUUCCCCCCGGAGCUCAUAGGGAGCAUGUACAUGUUUCCCUUGCUUUACGCGCUUUUUCAGUCGGCAGAAGCGGGACUCUUUGUGCUGGUAUACAAGAUGUAUGGGAGAGACAGCUACAAACAAGAUACGCUUGGUGAAGAGGAAGACACAGAUAUUUCCUACAAGAAACUGAAGGAAGAGGAGGUGGCCGAUACUUCAUAUGGCACAGUGACCACGGAGGAGCACAACUCCGUUCAGAUGGAGCCAACGCAGACGGCACUUUAGGCGAGAUAAGGAGGUGACACCCGGUGAUGUGUGUCGUGCUUGCAACCAGGCUGGGGCCACACUCGCCGCUGCGCAAGUGGAGCUGCCCGGCCUCCAUCGUUUCUCCAGCUGCUCCCAUUGUACAAGGUGGUGUGCAUUUAUUACCGUGACAGUUGUAUUUCCUCAAAAAUAAAUAUGAAAAAAAUCUAAAAAACAAUGAAAAAAGUACCACUGCGACGCGAAUCAGUAACCGUACGUCUUCACGCAAGGAGGCUCCUGCCCGCCUGAGUGCAGCAGGAAUGGGGAGGAAGGAGAUGAGAUUUUUGCAGAGGC